AUGUGUCGAAGUCACAAGACAGAUGACGAUGCAUCUGUUGUGACUUAUUUUUCUGUAGCUUUUUGAACUGUAAUUAAAACGAAGGCUUUGAAAUUGUUUUGAGCAACUCGAAAUACGCCUGUUUAAAAUAAAAUAAAAAUUGAAACGUCGAAGCGAGAAUUGAACCACAUGUUUAGUAACAGUUCUCUUUAAUUUGAAAUAAAAUGUAUAAUAUGUAAACAGAGUCGGCAAACAAUAAGGGCCAAAUGGUUUUAUACAGAGUUGAGUCGGUGGAAACUCGUCAUAGACUGUACAGAAAACCAUCAAUAGGAUCAAAGCAGGAGUUUAGCACUAGUCAUUGAUAAUUUUAUAUCAGCAGCUACCACUUAUUAGCUAAAACAAAACGUCUAAAAUAUCUAAUUUAUAUAAAAUGUUAUUAUUAAUAUCAUAAAUGUUUAUCACUACAGACACGAAAACAAGAAAAAGAAUAGAGAUUAAAUCCCUACAAGAAAAUCUAGGAAAGUUGCAUGUACAUGAUUUCAUAAAAAUAAUCUAACUUAACUUUGGUAAAAUCCUUCCACAAUAGCUAGUUUUAUUAAUGUUUCCGACUUCGAAUCGCAAAGAUAAUAGCUGAGAUCAUCUUUCUAAAUUGCAUAGUUUUUACACGAUGAACGUGGCUUUCCUUUAAACUCUAGAGAUCAAUACAUCUAUUUUGCGUUACGAUAAAAAUGUCUAUAAUAAAGUAUUUACAUACUUACAAUACAUAUUAUAAUGUGAUAUACUGGAUAAUAUUCAUUGACGAAAUAUGCAUUUAAUCGUGUUUUAUACCUAGGUGUCUAAAAUGUGUCUUAUUUCCAUGUACAUUUUGUUUCUGCCUACUAACAACUUUUCUAUCAACAAAUCGUAUGAAUGACGGAAGCAUUUACAGUAUUUCCGAUUACAUUAUUUUUGAUUUUGUUUUUUUCUUAUAACUCGAUUAAUCAUAAUCGUAAAGAUCUAAUAUUUUCUCAUUAUACUAAUUAUAAUAUGAGUCUUUUCUAGUAUUUUAUAGAAAUUAUAUAUUUUCUAAUUUUUUCAAUUUCUAUUUGAUACAUUAUAUUUGGAUAAAUUAGUUUGACCCAACACAAAUACUUAAACAUUUAACACGAGUUUCAUCAUCAGUUAUAUUUAUUAGUAAGGUUUAAACCUAAUGUAAUAGUUAAAAAAUUAAAUUUUGACGAAAAUCGUUAUAAUUAUAGUAUACCAAAAUAUGUAUAACCGAACAUAACUGCUCAAAGUCGAUUAUUAUUAAUAAUGUUUUGUCGUUGUAUACAGAUAUAAAUAAAAUAUUUGUAUUUAUUCUACCUAUCAAACUUAUAGUUUUAUUAAUUUCUGUUCUUUUUUAUUACUGCAGGUGUCUUGGAUAAGGCAUAGGGACAUACAUAUACUGACAGUUGGCGCGUACACAUACACCAGCGACCAAAGGUUUCAGGCCAUCCACCACAGAUCGCAUUCGGAUCAAUGGACGUUGCACAUCAAGUGGGCCCAAAAGAGAGACGCGGGCAUUUACGAGUGUCAAGUGAGCACGCAGCCAGUGAGAAGCAUAUUUGUCACGCUAAAUGUCGUUGGUGAGUAUAUGUAAUAAAAUAUAUAUAUUGUUUUUUAAACAAAAUUUCUUCGUUUAUAUAUCGAUUUUGUCACGCAGUAGUGACUAUAAGUAGCGAACACAGAGGAGGAUUUUAGGGGGUUCCAUAAAGAGUACAUUAUUGAUUUUUAACGUUAUAUGAGUGUGAUAUUUUUUCAACAGCCCCCUUCCCUAUAUGUUAUAAAGGUACUCUAUUUACAGAGUCUUCCAAAAUUCAUGUUACAGGUUUUCAUGAAUUUUCCAUGAAAUACUAAUUUUUCCAAAAAAAAUUACUUAUGUAAAUAUCUUUUGGUAUCAUGUAUUCUAAUUUUUUACAUUGAUUUGCAUUUCUUUUAGAUAUUCGAGAAUCCACUAUCCACUUUUGAUUUUAAAAUAUCAAUGUAAAUUGCAAAUUUCAUAAAUAUAUGAAAAUUUAGUUUAAAUACAUUUGGUGUUAAAAUGUUUAAUUUUUGUCGAUCCGUUAACAAGCUAUUUCAUUUUGAAGUUUAAAUAAGGAACAAUAGUGGAACACUAUUCAAAUACCACACACGCAACAAUACAAACAAUGCUCUAUUUCCUUACUCCUACCCAACAAAUUUCGACACUAAAAUGUAUUUAAACUGUAAUUCUAUCUAUCUGUGUAAAUUUCAAUGUAAAUUAAUAUUCGAAAAUCAAAAAUAAUUAGUGGUUUUUCUGUUAAAAAUAACGGUAAAUAAAUAAGAGCAAUUUAAUAUUUUAGAAUGUUCUACAAUUUCAAAAAGUUAUUACAUAGGAAAGUAAUUUUAAAAUAUAUUUAUUUAAUUCGUGGACCACUUGACCAUAACAUACCGUUUUUGAUACUCUUAUAUUCCCGAAUGAGCAAAAAAUCGAUCUUUGGGUAUGAAUAUUUUUUUUUUAAUUUAUCGCCGCGAUAUUUUAGACGAAAGACCACCGACUCCAGAGACUGACAGUAGUUCGCUGUUAGACAUGAUGAUACGAGACGGAGACUUUACAAAAGGUUUUUAUUUGAAUCGGAUUUGAUGUGUGCGAUUUUUAUUUGAUGUUAACAAACGUUUGCUCCAUAAACUAACUUUGAUUUAUAAUAAUAAAAAUAGAAUGUUAGGUGUAAAUUAAAAACAGUGUAUGCUGAGAGAAAAAAAUUUAACGAGAUAUACAAAAACAAAAAUAAAACUUAGUUAUAUCGAGAAUUGGCGUUUUUAAAAAAAAUCAAAAGGAUAAAACUAAUCGUAAGAUUUUUUUAUUUUUCCACUUCAAAAAUUAAUGCAGCCAACUGGAUUAUUUCCAAAUAUACGAAAGAAAUAAAAGUAAAAACUCAUGUUUGGUUAUUUUUUUUCGAAGUAGUUAAGCACGUUAUUUUAUAAAUAUGUUCAAUGUCUGUAUUUUUGAAAUUUUAUUUUCCUAAAUAACUCGGGUAUUUUGAUGCUAAAAUGAUUUUUUUUUUUCUAUGAAUUUUAGCCUAGCUUAAAAUCUAUAGUUUAUAAUUUAUGGCUAAAAUAAAUAAAUUGUUUUAUUAAAACGCACAAUUUAGUUGCAUAUAUUAAAAUAUUAUUAUUAAAAUCGGAAAAACUGAAAAAAUGUGUAUGUAUUGAAAGCGUAUAAUCGUUUUACGUGCGAUUUGCUGUUAUAAACAAUACGAAGUUUAUGGUUACGUAAAAGACCGAGUUCAUUGAUGUUUCCAGAUUCGAUAAGGGGAAAUUUUCUGCACUUGAAAUCCAAAACGCGUGAGGUUCUUUCCAGACCGAUGGGCCGGAGAAAGCCAACCGUGUAAUUACAUACUGUGUGUUGGCUAUCGACGACGGGAAAAACUUUACCGUGUGUUAGUAAUUCAAGAUUUCGAGUUUUCGCUUUUUUUGUAUUUAUAUAUAUAUAUAAUUGACUCGUGUUUUUUAGUGUGCGGGGAGCGGACUCGCGUAGUCCGUUAUUUUUUUUUUCUUUUUAAUGGAAAAAAAGAAAUAAUAGUAACAGUAAUAAUAAUCUCUCGACGUACCUAAAAAAUAUAUGGCCGUUUGCCGGACCGCUUCAAAGUGCACUCAGUCGUGUUAUCAAUUAUUUAAAAGAGAAAUUUACGUCGAAAAUUUUUGGCUCCUUCGUAUGCCGGUUAAAAAUAAAAAAAAUAAAAAUAUUGCUACGUGUCAACAUAUUUUUUUAUGUACGAUGACCAUACCUACUAGCUACGCGUUGUAUAACAAUAAUUUAAAAAAUUUUAAUUGUGAUUAAAUUUCCAGAAAAAAGGUUGCAUAAAUGAAUAUAAUAUUAUAGCGGCCGGUUACAUAUUGCAACAUAAACUCGAGGACCGUUAUCAGAUGUUCGGGUGAAAAACUGAAUUUCGUUCUGGCGCUCGUAUGCGACCACAACCGUAUGGCGUUAUUAAUAGAAGAUAAAAUGUGUAUAAAAAUUAGACCGCUAGAAUAAUGCCAUAAUUAUUGUCAUGAAAAAAAAAAAAAAAAAAAAUCGAAAUUCCACAAUGAUAAGUCGUCUUUCCCUAUCAUACUGCUAUACCAUCGUAAUCAUAAAUAUUAUAUGGAACUGUUGAAAAAACUAUAGGAAUAUGCUCCGAGAGGGAGGCAAGGCAUAGCAUUUCCUCCCCCCGACUUUUCAAAGUGUGUAAAAUUUAAUGUGGUUAUAAAAAAAGAAGGCCAUCAAUAUAAAAACAUUAUACACGAUUAUCUAUUGGUUGAAAUACAUAUUUUUAAAACGUGGCAAAUUUCCUACAUACUAUAUUCGAUCAUACAAUCGCACAGAAAUUCAGAAAUUAAAAGGUGUUUUAAAUAUUAUGCUAAAAGACACAUAAAUAUUUUAUCCAUCAGUAUUCCCGGCAACAACUUGUACUACUGAACGGUCUUUUCGCACGUUGUGAAGGGUUAAAAUCUGCAGGGUACUAUUGGAUGAAAACAUAUUUAAAUCAUUUUAAUCUGGCGAUCCUUUUUCUCAUUUUUUUCAUCAAUAAAAGAGAGUAAAUUUGGUAAAAUUUGAUGACCAUAGCUCUUCUGAACAAAUAUUACUAAAUAAAAUACUUAAUGAAGUAUUUUAAAAUGAUUUUUAAAUUUAUAAGAAACUUAAUUAAUUUAAUUUAAAUUAAAUUAAUUAAUGAAUUAAUUUUGUAUAGAUAAUUGAACGUUCUGUAUUAAAGGCCUGGUACAUUUUUCUAUAAAUGUUACAGUUUUUUAAUAAAAUCGAAAAAUUGUCAAGCUAAUAUAUUUUGGUCAUUUUUCAUCCCCUUUUUCGACACGUGAAAAAGUUGAGAGCUAAUUUCACCCAAAAUUACUCUAUAAUAUUGACAAACGAAAUAGUAGGGGAUAGUACUCGAUAAAAAGAUUCUAACUUUUUUCUUCUUCUAUAAAAUAAUAACCACCCAUGGAAGUAUAUUAUAAUAAUUAUUAUUAUUGACUUAAAGCGAUCACACCGCUGUAUUUUUAAAUUUUGAAAACCAUUUCAAAGCUAUUGGAAUUUUGUCGUUCCUAUAUUAUCAUAAAAACGAUCAACUUUAUUCAUUGCACAUUAUCAAGAGCCAACAAUCAUUUUAACGAGAUAAAGUUUUAUUAUAAUAGUGUUAUACAAAUACCGCGUAUUCAGAUAAAUUUUAAGUACUCUCCAGCCCCCUUAUUAUCGUUGUAUUAAUUUCUUUAUUAAAAAUGUGGUGUAGAACAUGGCCCAUUAUAUAAUUAUUAUAACUUAAUGAGUAUUUGCAUAUAAAAUAGAUUUUAUUUAAUGAAUAUUUUUAUAAGAAAUGGUUUCGAGCGCUUUCUUCAUGUUAUUUUUUUUCAUACAUAUUUGUCCAUCUCCAAAAGCAUUUCACUUUUUUAUGGAAAAUUCGGUUAAAACGCUUUGGGGAAGAAUUGUGCUCACACCCGAAUAUUGUCAUUUAAUACGAAAUAUGAAUUUGUUUUGUUGAAUGCCGGGAUUCCUCGAUUGGAUUAAAAAAAAAUAAAAAAACCUUCUCUUAUUCUUGUAGUGAUAUAUGUUAAAAUUUAUCAAAACAGUCGCUUAUUACUUGAUUAAGCCAUAAUAACACAAUGAAAAGCCCGAAUGUAAAAUGAAAGAUUUCCAAAAGUUGAUGUAAAAAGUGUUAUAUAUUAGUGUUUUUUUUUUUUUUUUUUUAACACAAUUUAUCUAUUAAAUGUUGAUUAUAAUUUAAUUUGAUCGUACCGUUGUCCAUUAAUCGAAAUAAUAUUGUUAUUUUAAAAAUUAAUAAAUACUUGAAGAGUUAUGGUAAGUGGUUUUCCUCAGUUAUUUUUUUAAAUUGUAUUGCAUUCGGCAAUUUUAAAAAUCGUGACCUUCCUGGAUAAAGUAGGUUGUCGUAGUUGCUCUGUACGUAAACACAUUUACCGUGAAAAUUUAUCAGGACAGUUAAAAGGUCAAUGGAGACGAAAAAAAAUCGCAAACACACGGUCGUAAAAUCUAAAUAAUAUUAUAGUUUCGACAAAAAUUCAGAUUGGAACUCGAAUGCAACAGCAUAAAUAUUAUAUAUUAUAGUAUAUUUAAGCAAUUUAGCUGGUCAGUAGAGGCGACGAUUGUGUUAAAAUAUUUACUCGGGAAAUCGCUGUGGUUUAAAAAACAAGACCGUGACCUAAAAUUGCUGAACACACCCAAGAUCGUAAAAAAUAUAUGUAUAUAUAUAUUAUAUAUUUUAUUUUUUUCAGUUGUGAAUCCGUUUAUGUUAUUUAAAUACUUAGAGGAGCUCUUUUAGUGGAAUUAUUAUUACCGGCACAAUAUAAUAGUAACAUAUAACUGUUUACGUGUGUAAACGGUUCAAUUAUUCAGUUUUAAAACAUUAUAAAUAUAUUUCGAAAAUAGUUAUUAAACAUUGAUAAAAUGGUUUUGAUUGGGAUAAAAAUCUAUCCAUUUGAUAUUUCGCCUCGUCACCCGAAUGCAAAUUCCACUGAGUCUAUAGCGUUAUCAAAAUAUAAUAUAAUCAUGUUAUAAAUAUAAAUUUUUAUUAAAAUACGGCCUCGUUUGUUUUUCCGCAAGUUUCGAUGGUCAUUCAACAAAUACAAUAAUGUUUCCUGCAAUAUUCUCGACCGAAUAAUUUCUUCAUUUCAAUUAGUUGGCAGCUGCUCUCUCCAGGUUCCUCUAUCAAAUCUCAAAUCCUUCGCCGAUCGAUAAAUUCUCACUGUCGGAAAAAUCGAAAUAAUUAUUUUCACUUUAAACAUAGUAUAAUUAACUAUAACAUAUAAUAUUGCUAUAGGACUAAAAUUUAAGUAGUUAAUACUAUAUUUGUAUACUUAUGUAAUUAUAGUUUAUAUUAUUAUUUAAUUAUUAUAUAUUCGAAAAAUAAAAACGCAAAAUCUACGAGCAUGUUACGGAAUUCUCAGCCUGGUAUCUAUAUAGCCUAAAAAAUUUCGGGGGGAGUCCACAUUUUGUUUUGUUACCCUGUACUCGUGAGUAUACUGACAAUUGUUUACAUUACAACAGUUUUAAUACACACGUGUUCCAGUGGGAGUUGAAACACAAAUAAAAACAUUUCAACGACUAUACAUAGCUUGUUUGAAAAAAAAUUCUAUAGGUACAAAAAAGUUAUAGGUAGUAGCUAUAUAAAAAAAAGCACAAACGUGGCUGUAACUGACAAUUUUUUAGACAAAUCUACGGAGGUGUAACACUUGGAAAUAGUUUUCUCUUUAAACUUGUUUUUUUGUGUUUUCAAACUAUACAACCUCUAUUUGAACGCCACAGUUUACGUUCUGAGUAACGUCAUUUUAGCUUUGCUAUACGACUAAGAGAGUAUAUAGUUGCGGAUGUGGCGUCUUCGAAAUAUUUCCCCGUCUGUCGUCACGGCCACGAAAAUGCAGUUUGCUGCCGUGUAUACGUCGUCAUUGCAGAUGACCUACAAUAAUAAUAUUAAUAAUAUGGCGGUUGACCACGGGACGGAUGUUUAUUAUUCAAAAACCUUUUCGCGGAGGGAUCGCGAGGCUGAACAAUAUUUUCUGACGGCGCCGUCUCUCUUGCCAUUUACCAGUGGGGAAGAGUGAGUGGAAAUAGGGGAGGCGGUACGUUUUUGCGAAGGUAUAUUGUUGUGCCGGGACCGCGGGAUAGCGCAAAGGCCAUCAUCGUAUAGUCGAGACUAAUUAUAGCGGCUCUUCGCUAUUAUUAUUAUAAUAAUACGACAGCCGAAAAGCACGGGCAUAUAAUAUACUUGGGUACGUUGGGGUAUUAUUACGUAGGUGCACGCUGCUUGUACUAUUUCGACUGUGAUUUAUGUGCAAUCCGCCGACGGGAGCGGCGCGCGUCUUACGCUCUCGACGCGUCACACCGGAAAAGCGUUCCGAGAGUCACUCGACUACCCCGUCCGGUACAAUGUAUUAUAUUAUAAUGUAUGUAUAUAUAUAUAUAUAUAUAUAUUUGUUUUAAUACGUUAUAUAAUAUAUAUAUAUAUACAUAAUGUAAAUACGAGUACGUUGUUUUCCCGAAGAUUUUCACCUCAGUGGCGACAAAACAACAAUAAUAACGACCGCCAUAAUGCACAUAGGUGUUACACAAUAAUAAUAUUAAUACAAUACGCGACUGCCGCACACCGGUGUAUCGUGCGAAUCCGAAACAAUGGAAAACUUAUUCGCGUUCACCGCUGUAGAGAUUUUUUCGCGGGCAAUGCACGUUUUCGACAUGUCAUCCCCCGCCGAGUUGAUAAUAUUUUCGCGAAACGCAUUACCUGUUGCGUGAAUUUAUAUUCAAUAACAGAUAUACGUAUAGACCGUGCGUUAUAGGAAAAUAUAAUUUUGAUCAUAACAUACAAUACGAUUAGGUGUGUUUGGGAGAGACAGGCCGUUAACUAAUUUGACACGAAAAUAUUGAACAAUGAUAACGGUUACGUUGACGCGAAAAAUCGCAUAGAUUAAAUAGAUGACCCUUACUAUGUAUGAAAAUUCACCAUAAAUUCAAAGAAUGUUAAUAUCAAUAAUUAAUUCCUACCUCAAUUGUUAUAAUCAAUGCAAUGAUAAUAAUAUCAUUAAUAUCUAGUAUUGACGAAAAAAUAAACUACUAUAGGUCUUUUUAAGACUCACUCCGACAUAAUAUACCGGUUUCAACGUGGUACUUAAAAUGAGCCUAAUGCUUGGCCUUUCUAUUAUAAAACUAUGGCCUGUUAUUCCGGUAACCCCAGACUGCCGCAUCGUCCUCUCGACCGUAUAUCAUAAUAUGACCGCUUCACCAGCCUCACAAAUCUACGAUGUUCGACCGUUCGAGAAGAAAAAUCGUGAACAAAUACUACAAAACUUUGUCCCUCCUGUCCAUUUUAAACUUUUGCUUGAUGUAUUUAGAUUACAUUCAUGCUGAAUAAAAUAUCGGACAGAACCGCUCUCGUAAAUAUCGGAUAACUUUUAUUUAAAAAAAAAAAAAAACAAUAUGCAAAAGAUCUUACCCGGUAAAAUUGCUUCUAUAUCGUCUCCACAGCUCACUUACGUCACAAACCUCUUUUCGGGUUUUUUUUUUCUUCUUAUUUUCGACUUUUGCGUAUGUAGCCGUAUGUUUAUGUAUAUGUGUGUGUGUAUGCGUGUGUGAAUAACCGAAUAUACACGUAUAAGAAGAUAAUAACGUAUCGAACGUGAGAAUUAUCCCGCGCCGCAGUACCCAAGGGACGUAUAUAGUACCAAAAUGCAUUCUAUAGUAACACGAUAUCUCAUUUAAUUUUUUUUUACCGAAAGAACGGCCGAGUUUUUCAUAUUUAUUUUGUUCCCUUCUUAAUAUUCUCUCGUACUCUUUGGCCAGCAGGCGUGUGCGCAAAAAAAAAAAAAGAAUCGCCUUCGUGCGUACAUUUCAAUGUUUGCUUCAAAAUAUAUUUAUAUUCGGAUAACCCAAUGUGAAGGUCCCGGAAAACGCAAACCCAUCUACACGUGCAUAUAACGAGAAAUUUUCGAAUAUUUGUCACCUGUGUGUGUUGUGUGUGUGUAAGAGCUAUUUGACAUUUGAUAUCCAUUAUACGAAUAUUGACGAAAUUCGUUUGUUAAUAACGUGAAAUACGUGCGAAAUUGUUUACACACGAUGUUUCAAAACGUUAAACUGCGCGGGAUGAUAUUUUAUAGGUACAAAAAACGUACGAGAAAAACUUACAUGCUUGUUUAACAAUAUAAUAUGUUUAAUAACGCAAUUUCCUCCGAGGGAGUUUGGCGCAUUUUAGUCACGUUUUUCAAUUAGCCUUUCAACCGCUUAUACGUGCGUAUAUAAUAUUAUAUAUGAAUAAUAAAAAAAACAAUCAAAAUCGCUCGUAGUUGACUAUAAAAAUGCAUAAUAUUUAGGUGUUUCGAGCUUAUUUGAAUGUAUAGGUUACUUGUAUAUAAUCUUUUAUAUUAAACGUAUUAAUUAUAAUAGGGGACAUGUAUUAUUCGACAGUUAUAUUAUAAUUAUUGUUAUAUAAUUAAAAAAUGUACUGUAGUCAUUAUUGUGAAAUCGAAUUGAUGGACAACAAAAAGGACUGAGUUAGAGUUUCUUUCCGUAUGCCUGAUAAAGUAAAAAAUCAUCGAACGAUAGAGCAUAACCUCAUAAUUUCACUAUUUCUUUGUCUAGAGGCUCAAUCAUCUAAUCGAAAAUAAUCCUAAAUUUAUUAUGUGAGAAUUUGUCGAAGAAUGUUGAGAGUGUUAUCUUUAAAUCUUUCAUAAAUUGUCUGUAUUUCAGUUAUUCCUGGGAAGACUAGAUCGGACCCUGGGUAAAAUUUAAAAUCUAUGCUGGUUCCAGUUGAACUCGUGCCAAAUUCACUCUUAAAAGUCGCAUGUACAGAAACUAAAUUAGAACUGGACUACACUAAAAGUCAAAUUUGUCUCGAUAAUAUAGACUAUCACACUGUAAUGUCUAUGAGUUUUCACCAUUAAAAUAAUAUUACGCUAAAUAUCCCUGUCUUGGACCAUGUCUCUCCAUUUGACCAUUUCCAGAUUGCUUAUUCCUCUUCGAGAACGUUAAACUAUCUUUUCAUGUAUCUAUCGCGUAAUUCAUUUCCCAAAACAUCCAUUCUAGUGCUAAACUUUUUGGUUGCACACUUAAGUGUAUAACUAGUUUAAUAAUAAUAUGUAUUAUGUAUUUUUUUGUUUUUUUAUAAUAUAACCCACAUAUGUAUAUGCAAUAAUAAUAUUACAUCUUGUAGAUAUUUUGUGAAAAUUAACAGUGCGUACUAAAUGCUAAUCAUAACACAAUAACAGUAUUACUUAAAUAUUUUGAAAAACACGAUUUAAAGUUAAAAUGAUUUCUUUGUGUUGUAGUACCAUCGGCUUCUAUAUCCGGAGGACCGGAUAUACACGUGAACGAAGGAAGCACCAUAAAUUUAACGUGCAUCGUGAAAUUCAGCCCCGAGCCGCCGGCCUUCAUCUUCUGGUACCAUCACGAUGAGGUAUAUAUUUUUAAACAUUUGAGUAAAUUAGUAUUGAAAUUAUUUACAACCAAUUGGAAAACGAGGGUUUUUGGACAUGAAAUACUAGUGGUCAAAAAUCAUUUCAUCUCCAAAUUAGUAUUUUUAUAUAUUAUAUAGACUUACUAAAUAAUAUACAGUGCCUACGAUACAAUUUAAAGAAUAUUAAUUCGUAUAAAGAUUGACAUAAACUUUAAUAUUUAAUCAAAUAUUAAUUUAUAAAAAAAAAAAAAUAAGCUAUAUUGCUACUUUUUAUUUAUCUUGAAUUUUUUAUAUGGAAAGUUCGUUUCGUUCGAGCAAAUUGAAAAUCAAUACGCAUCAUAAACCAUGAAUAAAGUUGUUAGUUUUAAUUUUUAUUACAACGAUUAAAAAACUCUAUAAAAUCGCUUAGGACAAUAUCGACUUUUUUUCCCGUUUAACGCAAAAAUGUUUCGAUCAAAUUUCAUCCGGUUACAUACGAUAAAAUGUACAAUCUAUUUUAUUAAUCGGUAGCGUUUAUAUACAGUGAAAGAUUAGAAGUAUAUAUUUCUUAAAUUCGGUUUUUUGUAUUUUUUUUCUUUUUGUUUUUAUAAUUUUGAUUAGUAUUGAUUGUUUUUGAUUUAAAAUUUAUUUACUUUUUAGUUAGAAAAAUCAAAAAUGUAUUGGUACAUAGUUAAUAUUAUAAAGAUAAGCUAGGGUCCACAUUUUAUUAAUUAAAAUGAAAUCUAUCCAAUAACAAUAUUACACGUUUAUUUAAUAAUGUAUUCCUGCUGAUAAAGUAUCAUUUUUUAAAUUUUUUUUAGGCAAUUAUUGUUCUAAAUAUGACGUUUAUUUAUAUAUUUUUCUUUGCCCGUAAACAAGUCUUAUACCUACCAGAAAUCUCUCACCAAUUAAAAAAAAAAAAACAAGAGAUCUUUGAUAUUGUACUUUGAAUCUAAUUGAUGCGUUUUUGUUAUUAUUUAAUUUUUCUUGUAGUCUUCAAUAUGACUGGAAAAAUGUGGAAAAAUUGUAGGAAAAACUGGGAAAUUUUACGGAAAUAAUGGUUAUUCGUUACUAUCGAUUUUUUUGUAAACUGAUAAAAAAAAAUCUCUGAAACCUGGAAUUGCUACAGAAAACUUUUAACAAAUUAUCAUUUUCUACACGUGGAUAAAUAUUUAAUCAUUCCUGAUAAUUGUUGAGCUAUUAAUAAUAAUUUUAAUUUUUCAGUUUUAGUUUCAUUUUUAUUUUAUAUUAUAAAGAUAAAAUUAUAAUUAUUUGAAGCAAACAAAAACAUUUUAAAAUUUAACACGAUAAAUUUAUAAUUAGUUGUAGUUAAUAUUAAACAAAAUAUUUGGGUUUUUUUUUUUUUUAUAAGCAUUUAUAUUUUAAAUUUUAAUGAAAAUUAUAAAAAUUACGCCAUUUAAAAAUGUAUACUAUAAAACUUCUCUUGGGAUCGUUAGCUAUGAAUAAACUUUGAAUUUAUAUAUUAACUAAAUAAAUCCACGCGUAUCCUAUCCUCUCAACUUCUAACCUACAAGAAUGACACACCCAUAAGCUGUAUCAGAUUUGCUUUUUUUGUUUUUUAAAUUGACGUGGCUAUUAGUUUUUUUCUUAUUAAUAAAUUUGUUCAUAGUAAUUUUAUUACAUUCGAACACUGUAGCAAAGGCAGCAACGGGGUAAUUGGUUAAAAAAAAGUUCCGCUCGAUAAAUAUACGACCCGCAACUUUGAAAAAACACGUCAUCCGUCGCUGUAUAGUUAAUAUAAGUUAUAUAAUUUUUUUUAAUCUGUAACUACUAUAUAUUUAUAUAUUUAUGUAGGUGUAUAAUUUAUCCUUAGGAUUUUUUUUUUAAACUACACACCAAAGUGAUGCGUAUAGAUUUAUACUUUGACUGGUUUUUUUUUCUCAAUAUAUGCGUGGUAGUUAAAUAGGUUCUUUUCAAGUUAAAUCCAUCGCCUAUUUUGCAAGUUGAAAACGCCGUAUCCACACUUAGUGUAUUAAUUAUAGUAAAACAAAAAUUCCGGAAAACCAAAUAAUCAAUAAACGGCUACAUACUAUAUAAUAAUGCAUAUUAUAACUGCACAUUUUAACGACAGUUUUACCGUGACAUUUUCGUAUACGAUUCAUGUAUUAUUUUCAUGAAAAUGUCUAAGUGUCGUAAAUUUAUAGUUUUAUGUUAUAGCAAGUAUUGGUAUAAUUCAAAGGUGUUUUUUUUUUUUUCAUUUUUUUCAUUUAUUUUUUUUAUAUUCCAUAUCAUUAAGAAAUUUUAAUUUUACGUGCCUACCCACGAAGAUCGGAUUUUAUACUGGAUUUCUUCGCUCACGAAGAAUUGCACGCGCAUUGCGUUCUUCUUGCAAAGUGUUCUAAAAAACCAGUGGAGCUCUUGUUCUAUACGUCGUUGUCGUCGUUAUUAUUAUUGUUAGUAAAACAAAAGAUUGCAACAAAAAAAAAAAAAUCUCCUCUAGCAGUUUAAUUAUCUACCGUCGAGAGGAGGCCCGUAUAUUAUUUUAUUAUAAUACUGUAUAGUAGACUAUAUGUAAAGCGUAGUCUAUUUAAUUUUAGCAAUUGACACGCCUAACUUAUGAAGGUAACGAAAAAAAAAACACGAAUUUUUUAUCUAAUAAUUUUAAAGGUCUCGCUUUUUUAUAUUUUACUUCGAAGUCACAAUAGUACGUUAUGAUAAACAAUUUUUGGUUUAUUGUUUUAGAUUUAGCGAAGAAUCUAUUCGUUUUAUUAGGUAUGUGUAUGAGUGUGUGUGUAUGCGUUUUUUCUCAAAAAAACUUUUUCAGUUAGAAAAAAUAGUGUGAUUUUAUUAACACGACCAUUAAAGAAUAGACAUGGAUGGAUAUAUUUUUGCUCUGUGUAAUUGAAAAGUUUUUCCGAAUUCCCAACUUUUUUUUGGAAAUUUCAAAAAAAUAAACUGUUAAGAAUUAUCGAUAUAUUUUCGACCUAAUUAUCGUGGAUAUCUAUGUUACUAUAGAUGGUUACAUGACAAAAAUCACGACCUUUAUUGUAGCAUUACUAAUUUGCCAGACAUCACUCUGAAUUAUUUUUUGACUCCAGUGGUUUAUCGUUACUUCCAGUAUACAAACUAAAUAGCCGUAUAUCCUUUAAUAUAGGAUAUAUGAAACUUUGAAAGGUAUAGAGCCUAUAAAUUUCAAACUUUCUAUCUCUAACCAUAGCUUUAGUGCAAAUUAUGUCCGGUUUUUUUAUAUUUAUUGUUGAAAUUUCGAACGAAUUGAAAUUGGUGAUUUUUUUACUUUGAUUAAAAUCAAUAAUAUAAUAAUAUAAUAUUAUUUUUAUUAAGAUUAUAAAAUAUAAAAUACUUGCCGGCGUUCAGUGUAGGCAAUAUAGGUACAUAUGCGUCAGACUGAAAUUAUCUAACACAACGUGUUUGGCGGACUCGGAGUUGGUUGAAAGAAUAUUUUUUUAUUGUUAAUUUCUAGUAUUAAAUACUACAAACUCACAUAAUGAUAGUUACUAUUAUGUGUCAAUAACGACAGUUAUACUAUUUGAUAAUAUCAUAAAAUCAUAAAUUAAUUAACAUUUAUUAUAAAGGCACAUAAUAAUAUGUAGCAUUCGAACGGUAAUAGUUAAUAUUACUCUCAUAGUAUAACGAUGAUAACUAUCGACUAUUACUACGUAUACAUGAAAAUGUGAUAGUUUCUUAUUCACUAUAGUUCGAUAGUUAUUGAACUAUUACACGAAGAUUGUUAAACGUAAUAUUUGUUAUCACAGAAAAAAGACCACUAAUGCAAUACAUUUCAAUCACUAUCAUUUUGUGAGCACACCGUAAUUCUAGACGUGAUAGCAUAUGUUUAUUAUGCUAAUGUUAUUAAAUUCUAAUUAACAAUUUUCUUUUUGUACAUUGAGUAAAUAUAGUGCGAACAAGAUUUAAAUUGACAAAAAAUGUGAACGUCAAACUUCUUGACGUUUAUUUUAUGUUAAUACGAAAAAUGUUAAUGAUGUUGUCCACAAAAUAAUAGUAACAUCCUAUAGUAUCUAACAUGCGGGUAUUUAUCGUAACAGUGUGAAAAUAAAUAACAUAUGUUUUACAUGACGACAAAAUAGAUAGGUUUGGUCACGGUAUAUCAUGUUUACAUUCAUGCGCAUCUCUUUCACACCCAAGUCUAAUUCUUAUUUUUUUUCCAACACUUCCAGAAAUGCUUAUGUUGAUCAAUAAUAAAUGAAAAAUUAUGACAAUAGGUAGAGGUGAUGUGAAAAAAUAUUUGAAAAGUUUAAUUUCAUUAUUCGAUCGAUUUUAUGGCCUUAUUUUUGUAAUCUGAACCCCUGGUCAUCCUCCGAAAUUAUCAUAAUUGGAUUAGAAACGGUAUACGCUUCCUCGAUUGCGAAUCGGUGACAUUCUAGAAUUAAUAAUAACAAUUAUCAUUUUCAAUAAACAACACAUCUUCGCGUGCGUAUAAGUAGUAUAAAAAUAACAAUAAUAAUAAUAGUGACCCGAAUUUAAAUUAAAAAAUUAUAAUGCAUGGUGACACUGAAAACGACCGGAAAAAAAUAAAACAUUAAAUAUUAUAUGCGUAUUGUAUAUACCUGUGAGAUUAUUAUUACGGUUCGGUUUGUUUUCCAUGGAAAUUUAUCAUCAUCGGUAAAAGAUAAACAUGGUAUUUUUUUUUUCGUUUUUCCCCCUCGUCCUUCUUCUUCUUCUUUUUUCUUUUUUUCCUUGUAAAAAAACUUUCAGUCGUUUUUAUUUACGACCGAGCCCGGUAAAUACCUCGAAGGCGAUAGCAAUGUUAGAGGCACGCAAUCUCACAGCAUACUAUAAAUCUCGGAAUAAUUUGAAUUUGAUAUAUAAAAUUCUUAUCUGCCAACGUUUUUCGAACGACGACAAGAUCGACAAGAUACAUCGUUAUGCUCCUUAUAAUACAAUACACAAUAUUAUAUUAAUAUUUUCCAACAUUAUUUUAUAUAGCUGACGGCAGCGAAACCCAACCUUCAAUCGUGCUAGAGGGUGUCUCAGACCCUAGGAAAACGCAAAAACUUCGGGAUAAAUUAUAUUUAAUACGGAAUCAGAUUUCCCGUAUUAUGUCCCAGAAGUCCAGGUUUAUUACGUUGCAUUUGUUAUCGUUAUUAUGCUAUAACAAGAAUGCGAGUGGGACAGUCAAUGUACUUACUUCUGUAUAGAUUUCAAAUUGUUCAUAGUAUGUACCCUGUGAUCCGUUAGGUAGGUAAACUCAUUAUCUGGAAAAGAAUUAACUUUUUUCGACAAGUUUUCUAAAACAGUUAAGAACCAAAUAGCUAUAUAAUUUUAUAUUUAUGUUAUUUUUUUUUCACCUUAACUAUUAAGGAAAAAACCACUACCUACUUUUGAUUUUUAAAUGGCAACCUAUAAUAAAAAUUGCAUCAAUAUAUGAAUAAAUUAUAUGAGUUAAAAUAAAUUUGAGUGUUGAAAUUUUGUAUUUUUGUCAAGCAUUUGACGAGAUAUUCCAUUUUUAAUUUUAAGUUGGAGAAGAGUAGUGGUGCAUUGUUAACACGCCACGUGUAAUAUAGCUGUGACCGUAACCAUUUUACAUCAAUAAUAUAAAAAUUUAACUCUAGCUACCCAUGAGUGAUUUUUUUUUUCAUCCGAUUUGUUAAAAGAUACCGGAAAAAAAUUGUAUGUUUUUAUAACUAUACAAUAAUCGUCCAAAUUGGAGUGUUUAUUUUCACAAUGGUCAUGCUCGAUGAAUUCCAUAACGAAUUUAACGUGAUAGUUAAAAAAAAAAAAAGGUAAUCAUUUUUUUAUUAUUUUUUUUACCCCACGGACAACCCCACAAUAUAAGCCGCUUACGCAAACGUAUUCGAGAUUCUCCGUGGAGCUAUUGUCGAUAUUAUAUUAUUGUACGCCGCCGCUGAGCCGUAAACUUUUCUCCGCGAAAACUUUCAAAGAGUAUUCAUCGUUGUGCACUACUCGUAUAUCGUAUACUUAUGUAUGUAUAUAGAUACAAAGCUAAUACAAAAGUUAUCUCAUACAUAUAACAACUUGUAUCGAUUCUCACAUUUUAUGCAAAUUCGAUAUAAAUUAUAAUGUUGUUUUCUGACUUGGCAUUUUGAAAAAAAAAAAACAGACAAAGUAUUCGUAUAAAAUAUGUAAAUAUAAUGGAUUUCGAUUUCCAUUAAACUGGCAUUUUUUUUUUUUUUUUUACAUAAAAGUUUUUUCACUUAAAAUAAAAUAUCUAUGUUAGGUAUGCAUUAUGAUCCUUAAAAAAUUUGCCCGUGUAAUGCACCAGUGCCAAUGCAUGCCAUCUACGACGUUCCAAUGAAUUAUUAUAUUUCAUCGUAAUGUCUAAAAUAAUAAAAUAGAAUCUUUUAGACGAGUACUCGGAAAAAAAAUUCAUAUCACGCUAAAAUAUUUACGAAAUUUUAUUUGGUUUCCGAUCCGAAUAAUAAUGUAACCCGUUACUCGUAUAGACUAUAAUAAUAUGAUUGUACCAAAACCAACGUAUAUAGAAGAAUUAUUAUUAUAAUUAUUUUUUUUUUUUAACUGAAACUUAUAUCCAACUUUCCCCCGUCGAAUAAUUGUUACACGAAAGAACAGCUGAGCGAAAGCAGUCUCGAGUUUUUCAGCACUAAAAAUUGUACAGAGUAGGAACCUAUAAAAUUAAUAUUGAUUCGAUCCUUUUUGAUUUCAUUCAAUAAUUAAAAAUAAAAUAGUUUGACAUACUUCGCACUACGGAUAUGCCACUGUCGUAGGUGAAAAAACUUAAAAAGGAUACUAUACAUAAUAUAGAACAAAUAGUAGAGAGAAUGUCAAAAUAAAUAAUUGCAAUAACACAAUUAUUCUAAAAAAAGCUUGGUACCUUGUGGUAUAUAAGGCGGUGAUAUAAAAUACAUUUUUCCUUUUAUAGCUGUUUAAAAAAUAAUCAAAAAAUUAAAAAAAAAAUAUAAAAUCGUCACUAAUUUUCGGUUUUAUUUUUAAGUUUUUUUAAAACUCUUAGGAAUCUAUCAAAUGUUUAAAUAAAGUACGAAAAAUCAUGCAAUAAAAAUAAAGGGCAUUUAUAAAAAAAAGCAAAUACUGUGAACCCCAGUGGAUUGAGAGCGGCCGCUGUUGUAGGUGAAAAUUUGGGAAGGUAGGAUACAUAAGGUUAUUUCAUUUAUAUCUGUAACGAAAGAUAAACCAUUGCUUGACGGAUGAUGGUUCCGAGCGCAGUUCGAUAAUACAUAAUUUGAAUUGUCGUAAUUUUUUUUUUGAUAUUCAUUUAAAUUUGAUUUCAAAACGCUUAUUAAAAAAAAAUCCGACGAAAAAAUGAUUCUGAGUGGAGUUCAUAUGAUUGUGACGCUUAGUCAACAAUAUAUUUUCAAGCCAAUUUAUGCCACUGCAGGGUACUUUAUUCGUAAUAUUUGUACUUUAUUUGUGUGUCGAUGACAAUUUUUCGGGAAACAAUUAAAAAAAAAAAUAUUGGAUUGAAAUGUCCUAUGAUCAACAUCCGAGAAAUUUCGUAAUAAUUCUUCCCCAUUUUAUAUUUACCGUUUUAUUUGUUACACACCAUUCUAAUAAUUUAAUAAUGUAAAAUUUGAAAAUAUCACGUUUUAUUUUUAAAGAUAAAUAUAUAUAUAUAUAUAUAUGUAAAUAUCUUUUUUUUUUAUGUAAAAUAUAUGAACACUAUUAAUUUUCGAAGUUUAAAUUUCGUCUUAAAAAUGAAAAGGUAUACCUAUUUAAUUACGUGAAACUUAAAUCGUUUUUUUUUUUUUUUUGUUUUUUUACGCAACGCGAUGAAAAUAUAUUUUAUCUAAAAUCAUUAAAUUUAAAAACCAAGAGUAAUGAGUGCGAAAUAUAAUAUUAAAGUCACACCUUUUUUAAUGCAACUUUUAAAUAUGUAUAUAUUUUUUUUUUAAUUUUAUGAAAAUUAAUAAACCGCCGCUAUAGCGAACACAUUAAAACUAACCUAAUCUGUAUUCCUUCGCAUAAGUCUGAUAAAUUAUUAUUUUAAGUUUAGAUUUUAUGUAUUAUUUCACACGGCUGAUUUGCUACAUACCAGGUUAUUGAUUCGUGACCAAAAUUCAAUUUCGAAAUUAUUUACAUUACAAGUAGGUAUUCGGUAUUCAUUUUGCUUAUAAAUUAGAAAAUCACUUUAUCAAAAACAAAAUUUUUACUCCGUAGAUUAAUGAAUUAACUAGAUAAGAACCAACUACGGAAAGAAAAUCCUAGCCCCCAGCCUGUACCAACAAAUUCGAUGUUAUUGAUUAACCGAUUAAUUAUCUGUUAAUGCCAGAAAUGAUAAAGAAGUGUGUCGUAAAAUAUUAAAAAAAAAUUGAAUUUUGUUCUAUCAAGACUACCCUGGUUUUUAUUUUUCUACAUAAUUUAUGGUAAACAAAUAUUUCAUAUAUUAUAAUUUGUGAAAUUUCCCCAGGUCAUAUAAUAUAAUUAUAACUUUUUAUUUUAUUUGACUACUUAAAUAUUCUUCUAAGGUUUUUUCUUGUACAUUCAGGUGUUUGUAAAAUAAAAGCCUGAAAAACUUCAGAUCUAAAACUCCUCAUUAUUAUUAGUUUUAUUUUCUAAAUGUUGUAAUGAUUAUCUAUUGAUAUUAUAAUCUUGUUUUGCCGUACCUGCCUAAACCAAAUACUAUUUUCGGAUUUCAUAAUUCAUUUGGCAUCAUCAUCAAUCUAUCUUUUUUUUUUUUUUGGUUUCAGUGAGACUAAUAAUAUAAUAUACGUUUAAAUUUGAUUGUUAUUUGCAUAUAAAUUAGCCGACGAUAUGUUUGAACGAAUUUUGAUUAUGCUUUUAUAAUGAUAUUUUACACUGAAAAAACAACUGCUCCUCGAACUGUAUAUAAUAUUGGGACGUCAUAUUUCAUGGACAUACAAUAUUCAUCAGAGAUUCGUGUGUAUACGGAUUCCCCGAAUACCUAUUAGAUUUAAUAUCAAAAAAUCGUCCUACGACAUGUACACUUUUUUACGAGCGUUCGAUGUUCAAUUUUUAGUCGAAUUUUCACGAGAAAAAUGUAGAGACUAUUACAGCCUACUUCGUUGUAUACCAAUCGUUUUUCCGCUACUUUUGUGCACUUUUGAAAGCUACGACACCAAAUGUGCUUAAACUCGAAAAAUCUAGUUGUACUACUGUUGGAAUAAAGUGAAAAAAUUGGAUUGAAUUCCAAUAUGAAUUUAACCAUGUUGUUAUGGUAAGAUGAUAUUUUUUCAGCUUUAAACACCCAUACACACUCCCUAAAGAAGUCUGGAGAAUAAAAAUGUUGUAUAUGCUUUGCGUUUGUAUUAAGAAAAUACUUUUCAAUCCCGACUAUAAUCAUUUUCAUGCUUCAAUAUUUUAACUAUUUUUUUUUUCUGGAAAUUAUUAUUUAUUUAUUUAUUGUUUUAAAACAAAAAUAGAACUUAAUAUAACUUUUAUAUAUUGCGAAUAUAAUAUAUGGGAAAUAAUAGAUACAAAUGAAUUAUUAUACAAGAAAACAUUUGAUUUUCACGUUAUAGGGCAGAUGUUUCCAAAUUUUUUUAUAUAAAGACUAUGUAAAAAAAAUUAAAUUCUCUUAGCAAGCCAAAAUUAUAAAAACAUGUAUGAUUUUUAAUUAUACACAAACAAUGAAUGAACACAAGAACAAUAAUAUAACAGUAUAUGGUAUUUUUUAUAAUGAUUUAUAAAUUAUUGAUUUUUUUUUUUUAUUUAUGUAAACUAUUAAAUCCAUUUCAAUCCAUUCUCUUUUAUUUUUCCUGCUGUGGUUUACCUACCGGAAAUACUGACCAGACGUCUCGUUAUUGUUGUAGAUGAUUAGUUACGAUUCGGCCCGCGGAGGCGUGAGCAUCGUCACGGAAAAAGGAGAUGUGACGGUCAGCUAUCUGCUCAUACAGGACGCAGUGCAAACGGACUCGGGCAAAUACUCGUGCAAUCCGUCCAACGCAGACGUGUCCAGCGUGGUCGUCCACGUGCUCAACGGUAAGUUGAUUAACGACGUAAUAUAAUCGUGAAAAUUAGAAAAUUACGUUUUCAUUAUGGUACAUAAUUUUAUGGCAAAAAUUACGGUUACCUCUUGGGAAAUGCUAAAAUCGUAGCGGUUAUACCAAAAGUAACCCAGUGCAAAUAUAGCCAAAUACAACCCAUUCUAUAGUCUGCACUCGAGUAUAUAAAAAAAAAUAAACUUAAAAUUAGAAAUAUAAUAAAAUAUAUUUUAUAUUGAAUCGUAGGUUAUAUUUCGACCCAGAGUCAUUUUUCGUACCACCGAACAACAUUAAAUUCUGUAUAGUUAACGAUUAAAGUUCAAAUUUCACAUCGAAACUUUUUGCAUGGUAACGACAAUAUUUAAAUACAAAAUAUUUUUAGCCAUAAAAGUAUCCUUUGUAAAACAACCGCGUACGUUUCCACCAUAUUUUAGAAGGUAAUUGGAACUCGAUUUCUAAAACAGGACACAAUGACCAUUUUUUUUCUUAAUGAUAUAAUUAUUUAUUUUCAUCAUAAGAAGACACGAAUCGAGUGUCAACUGUCAAGUGUAUAUGUCACGAUUAAUGUCGUUGUGUUUAUACUUUUUAGAAAUAAAAAUUGAUUUUGUGUUUUUGAUUUUAAUACUAGAAUGUACAAGCCUGUUAUUAAACUUAAAGUUAAGAACAUUAUCUGAUUUUGUAAGUCGGUUUUUCUCGGUGUUUUAAUUUUCAUGUGAGUUACAAACAUGUGAAAUAUUAUAAUUUAAAAAUCGUCAAAUCUAGAUUAAAAAUUAAAAUAUCAAGAAAAAACCUACGUACAAACACAAACAACAUGCUUACACUUAAGUUAGUUAACAGGCCAAUACACUCCGAUUUUAAAACGAACAGCACAAAAUAGGUUCAAGUGUAAAUAUAAAGACAUUAAUCGAUUUUACGGCAUUCACUAAAACAUGUACACUUGAAUAUAUUACACACAGAAAUUCACAUAAGUUCGAAUAUAGAGUGACGGUAAACCUAGUAAUGAUAACUUUGUAGAGGUUACCUAUAUCUAGUUCGAUCAAACGGAACCAAAAUAACCAUAUUAUGUCUAAGUAAAUCGGACCGUUUGAAGAAGUAAUUGACGUUCAGUUGAAAGUUAUAACUAGACAUUGGACAAGCACUUAACAAUUGAAAGUGUUCAGUUGAAAUCUAGACAGUUAGCAUCCUUACUUUUACUGUAUGUUUAAACGAUAAGAUUUUUAGUUUUUAAACAUACAAUAUUAGUAUUUUCUAAUUUAUUGAUCACUUGUCUAACUAUAAAUGAUUGUAAUCGAUAAUAUUAAUUUGAAUCUGUUAUUCGACCGAAAUUGAUAUUUUUCGAACGUUCGAACAUCACAAAAGAUAAUAGUAUUACAUUGUCUUCUUUAAGAUUCGGAGCGUAGCGUGGAACUAUUGGUUUUACUAUGAUGUGUAUUUUUUUUUUCUGUUUUAAACAACUUUUCGAACAUAAAUCUUUUCCGAUGGAUAGAGUGUACCUCUUCUAAAAUUUAAUUUUCUCUAGCUAGUGCAGGAGAUCAUUUUUUUUUGAUUUUCUUAGUUGUUUUCAAAAUAAUUGUAAAAACCCUGAAAUAAAAUUAUAGGUAAAACCGAACAUAUUAAUGGCGCUCCGUGGAGCUCCGUUUGUUAUUGUUUUUAAUUUUUAUUCACGGUGUUUUCUAUCAGAAAUAUUGUUCUAAUCAAAAAUAUGAUACAAGAUCAAUUCUGUUUCAUUUAAUAUAAAGUUAUUGAUAGGGAAAAAAAUUUAAAAAAGACGGAAAAAAUAAUUAAAUAAUUUUAUGUAUCCUACGUUCCCAACUAUUCACCUACAUCAGUGGCCCCACGCAUCAUCAGUAACAGCUCUUUUUUUUUUAUGUUUACCUUCUAACAUCAAAAUUGCUAAACAUAAAACCUGACAUCUAUCCUUGUUCUUUGCAGCUUCUCUAUAAUAAGAUUUUUCACUCCGUCACCCAUAUAUUUUCCUAAACACAAUCUUUUCACCUUUACUCCUGCAGGUGUCCUUAAAACCUUUUCAUUAUAAUUGUAUGGUUUUUCUUAAUCAUCUUAUUAGAAUCUUAUAGAAUGAUUACUGUUUACAUCAGGCAUAGUCCGCCCACCGCAGUUUUCUUUUAGCUAUCCCUCUAACUAUAUCAGGUCUUUACUGCAUUUGAAUUUCAUUGUGACGUAAUCUCUUUCAUUCAUUGAUUUGGACAUCAAAGACUUGGUUAUAUUUUUUUUCCGAGAACUUUUCUCUCGAAAACCACUUAUCUCAGUUUUUCGACUUUGAUCAGCAGCUAUACGUCUCAGAACAAUUGACCGUAACAAUUUCAUGUACAUCCUAAUUUUAAGUUCUUCGGAAAAAGUCCUUGGUUCAAGAACUUUGUCUAGCCCAUAUUAUAGUACCCUUUCCUCACUAGUAUUAUAUAUAUUGUUGAUAAUACCAUCUCCGUGUUUUAAUAGUUUGUUGAUUUUAAUGAAUUAAAUUGCCAUACGGGCAAUUUCGUACAUGUUUAAUGUUGAUUUUAAUGUUAACUAGAACUAAGUGAGAGGGGUGACAGUAAAGGGGUAACUUUAAUCAAAAGUGAGGAGAAGGUAUUUUCCUACAUUCUUCUGCAUUGUAAUAAAAUAUUUUAAAAAACGAUUGUACAUAAUAUAUGCCAUUAGUAUUCUCAUUAUGUCUCGACGGAAAAUGUUAGGGACGUUUUUAUGUGAUAUUAUUUACAGUAAGUAUACCGGGAAACGACCUGUGAGAAUUUAUUAAAGAUUCAUUGCAACGGAUUCAUUUCAAUCAAACCUAGAGUAUUAUCCGAGCUUCGCCAUUUAACAUAAGCACGUUCAACUUUUCCGUAAAAAUAAUAAGUAUUUAAUAAUUAUUUCUAUUUUCCAUAUCGAAUUUUUUUCAAAAAUUAUCGUAAAUAAUCAAAAUUUAAUUACAGUAAAUAGAAACCUAUUUUGAAAUCUCCCAAUUAGUUGUAGGUUUAUUACAAAUAAAUAAGUGUCGUUUUGAUAAUGCGAUGUCAAAUCAUAAAGGUUAUGUAAAAUUACGUUGCAUAUUGUUAUAGUGCAACAGUAUAUAUCUCAAUUUUUGUAGUUUUACAGUAUAAACAAAAACAUUAUCUAACAACAUUCAUCUCAACAUUUAAAUAAAACAAUUAUUAUCUAAAAUUCUCAGCAGUUGAGACCUAUUGUAAUAGGUUUUGAUGUACACAGUAUAAUCAUAUAAGACUGUAUUCUAGAACUAUCGUAUAUUGUAUUAAUUUAUUAAUAUCGUAAAUAACAGAAAAUAAGAUGACUGAGUCGGCUGAAAAGUGGUUCCCGCUCUCUGAUUGUUACCUUUUCUGUUAUAAAUGGACAUGUAUAAUACUAUACUGUGCAUUAUUAUUGAUAAUAAUCAAAAAAAUUGAACGUGGAUCAUGAUAUUUCAUAAUAUUCGAUUUCAAUUUGAGAGAGAACUUUUGUGACCGAUUAGAGCGUCAUUUUGUAAAUAGAUAGUGUUUUUUGUUUUUGUACUAAUCUAAAGUAAACGAUUUGUUUUGUGUAUAGAGUCAAGCUGUUCUAAUCAAGAUUUGCGCCCCGUCUAUAAUGAUAAUAAUAAAAUGUGUUUUUUUUCCGCAGGCGAAAGUCCGGCGGCUAUGCAGACUGGUUCGGCCGGCCUGUCCAACAGUUCAAUCACGAUACUAUGCGUGAUGAUCCUGAGUUGGACUUUCACCCGGACCGACGAUCAGCUGAGAUAAUAGAUGCGCGAGAUAAGAGUCAUCUUCUCCACGUCGCAUCACCACCACCUGUUUUCUUUGACGAUUGUCGUAACAAUUUUAUCACGGAGAAAAAUGCAAAAAGAAGACAAAAAAAAAACCCGCUCACUGCGAAUAACAAGUAGUGCUGAUUUGGAACGAACUCCAUGUCGCCGAUAAAAAAAAUUCCACUUCACGCAUGUCAUUCGCGUAUAUAUUGUUUUUGUUUCUCCAACAGAGGAUGUCGCUCGGUUUUAUCCCUCCUCGCUAAAAAAAAAAAAUAUGUAAAUAAUAUUGUGUUAUUAUGUCACUGUACAGGAUUUCUCUAAAAUUUACGCCCGUCAUAUUGUGCACCCGAUGACAAUUAUUAUUAUUACCAAGUAUAAAUGGUACACGAUUCAGCGUUCGCACGCGGACGGGUGAUUUUUUUUUUUUUUUUUUGUUGAACGUAUUGGUUAUAAUUAUUAUGUAAUCGGGAAAACUAAAUUUUUUACGAAUCUAUGAUAAUGACUAAAAAUAACUCUCCAGGUAUUGACAGCAUAUGUUCGAUUUUCCUAUCGCGGAACACGGUCAAAACUAUACACUUUUUUUUAUUCCUGGCGGUAUUAUUUAUUUGUUUAGAUUUGGUGCGUAUUUUUUUAUUUACCCUUGCCUGUGUGUACAAAUUUAAAAUGGAUUUUUGAAACCAGACUUAUAUUCGCACGCACAAUGGCAUAUUGUUUAUUUGCUAAAAAUUUAGAAGAAAAAAAAAAUCAAAUAACAUUAUAAACAACAAAAAAAGCCGAAAACAUCCGUUUCGAAAGAAUAAUAAUCGUCAAAAUUCGCGGGUAGGGACUGUUUGAAAUGUUUCGGCGUCGACGGCGGAAAGUGGGCGGGAUAAAAUCGCGUCAUUAAAAAGGAAUGUUAAACCUGAAAAGCGGAAAAACAAUCGUACCGGAAAUGGGGCAAAAUUCUUGUACAUACCGCGUUUACGGUUACAUGAAAUUACGGUAUGCGAGUACCUUCAGGUUUUCGUCGGUGGAUUUCCAAAUUUCAAAUACGGUUUUACGGGCGUCGUUAGCGGUCAGUGGUGGUGGGCGGAGGUGAAGAGUUAUACUCUUUCUUAUUGGUUUAAAAUUACAAUAACCAGUUAAUUUUGUAGUUUUAUCGUUAAGUCAUGUAUUUUAGCCAAAUCCCAAACAACUCGGAGAAAUGAUUGAAUUUAUUGAAAAUCCACUUUUUUAGACCCGAAUUUUAAAUUCAUACUAUCGGUUUAGGCGUAACAAAAGAAGAUUCUACAAUUUAUUCGCGAAUCACGAUUAUAAAUUACUGUAUACAUCCCUUCUCAUUGAAUAUUCUUGGGCACACCACGGUCACAGCGACACACGUCGACUGGACACAAAAAUGCACUAAAAAACUUUUUUAAAAAAUCAUUUGAUUCUCAAAAAAGGAACCAUAACAAAAAAAUAAAACACUUACGAGCUGCAUAUUGUAUAUUGCAUUAGUGCAAAGAAUGAGUUUAUUUUGGGUUUCCCGUCGUUACGCUCAAAUUUCAUCGUUUUUUUCUGAUUAUCGGCGGACCGACCUCCGGCAUCUAUCGUCACUACUCGAAAGUACCUUGGUCCACGGUGCCUUGAAAUUUCACGGACACUCCGUCGUGUGAUUGUACUUUUCUUUUUCUUUUGAUCGCGUUUCGUCUGGUUUUCGAUCGUUUCGGACGUUUGUCCGAAUAAUUCCGCGUUACGCUCGGGACGCCACAUAAAAACGAUCCGGGUAAAACUAACCGAUCAUGACCGAAAAAAUACACUUAAAUUAACGGCAACGGAUGUGUCGUACGGAACACGCAUUAUCAUAAACACAAAACGUUUUUUCCAUUCGUAUAGGCGCAUCACGUUAAAAUUACUGCCGUCGUGUGUGCGCAUCGCGUGAUUUUCGUCUCGUUGACGGCCGAAAAUAACGAUCGUCACCGUUCCUUCUCCCGCCCCGGUGUUUGUAUCGGCAAAAAAAAAAAUAAAAAUACCAGGCAACAUGGGAUAUUUCAAUACAGUUUUAUAAUAACGUAAUGGUUAACAUUUUUUUUUUUUCUGUUUUGACCGUUCUCUUUUACAGUUCGGCUUGUUUAUUUUAGGGAAAUUUACUGGGAAAGCGAUUUGGUUUUUUUUUAUACAUAAUAAAUUGAUUUCAAGUUAAAAAAAUAAAAAGAUAAAAAAAACACGUAGUCGUCGCUCGAAAUAGGAUGUUUUGCGAGAACUACGUUUCUCUUUGCAGUUGUUUUCGAUAACAACUGCUGAUAGAACGCGAAAAUUAGAUCCCAGUGUACAAUAUUAUAAUAAUAUAUUAUUAUUAUGAACUCGGUUUGCCGAAAAGCAAAAACGGGUUUGUGACGUAGUAAGAUAAGACCACGACGAAAUGAUAACUUCACCUCGCGUUCCUCCUUAUUUACGUAUUAUACAUUAUUAUUAUUAUUAUUAUUAUUAUUAUUCCCGUACCGACCGCUUUUUUCUUAUCUCGUUACAACUCGACGACAAAAGCCCCUUUCCGUCGGAAUAUGCGAAUUCAAAUUAAUAAUCGUUCCGAGCAUCAACCGAAAACCGAAUUAAAUACCGUUUUUAGGGUUUAUAUUUUUUUUUUUUUUUUUGGUACCUCCCGCACCAUACCGAUACAACGACAACGCCAUAUCGAAAUGCAGUGGCUAUACAUAAUGUCUAUGUACACUACGCAAUUUCAAACGCUGCGACAAAUACAGGUAGCGGUCAAAUUCAAACGCACGCGUGUGCUCCGGAAAGUCAGAAAAUACAGCCA
This is a messenger RNA of Cinara cedri, 27252 nucleotides long. NCBI's taxonomy places the organism in Eukaryota, Metazoa, Arthropoda, Insecta, Hemiptera, Aphididae. The record is from the annotation of a GenBank genome assembly.